GCGGCGUCACCCAGUGCCGCCCGGGGCGGGGCGGGAGGCCGGCACAUCCCGGCUCCUUCUUCCUCGGAGCCCCCAGGGUGCGGAGAGAGGGACUGGGGGAGGUCCCCUCCGCCCCCGUCGAAGGGAGCGGGGCGAGUGGAAAGGUCUGUGGGCGUGAGUUUCACCUUGGAGUUAGAGGCAACAUUUCUGACACUGUUAUAAGGUAAACAAGUGUUUUGGCUGUUGAUCCUGUUGAUGCCGCUCUUCCCUGCUCUUGCUGCUUCCCUGUUGACUGAAGUUGUUCAAACUCAAGCCUGUUGCCAAAAGAGCAGCACCAUCCUCAACAGCACAUUUCUGCAUCUCCCUUGAAAACUACUCUAGCUUCACAUUUGUUCCUUCCCCAUCGUCUCAGUUACCUGUUCUUUCCCAAAACGCAUACAGUUUGAAAUCUGUAAUGAUUUCAAAGUGAUGUUGGAAAAAGAAAUCAUUACUGUGAAGUUAUCCAGUACACACUGUAAGACCUUGGAUGCGGUGGAAGCUGCAAAACUUAGUUUCUUUGGAGGAAACUUCCUGGACUCACAAUGUGGUCCUGACGAGCUUCUUCUGGUGUCAGUAACAGACCGUUUACCAUGAGCGAUCCUGCUUCAGCUACAGACAAUGAGAAGAAAAAAGUCAGAGGAGGCAAAUUGUCAUGUUUCCCUUCACGUGUUCUUCAUAUUCGUCAAAUUUCAACUGGUGUUACUGGAUCAGAAGUCAUUGCAUUAGGUCUCCCUUUUGGCAAAGUAACCAAUUUCUUGAUGCUAAAAGGAAAAGGUCAGGCAUUUUUGGAAAUGGCUUCUAUAGAAGCUGCUGUUUCUAUGGUGAACUACUAUACUCUUUCUACACCUCACCUCCACAGUCAACCUGUUUAUAUUCAGUAUUCCAAUUACAAAGAACUUAAGACUGAAAAUCAACGUAAUCAGGCUGGACCCCAGGCUGCACUGCAAGGUGUGAAUACUGUGCAGCACGGAAGCAUGGCUAUUACAAGUGCUUUCGGUGGUGAAGGUGGACUCCUUCCAGGUCAAGGUUCUGUUCUUCGAAUCGUUGUUGAAAAUGUUUUUUACACUAUCACUUUAGAAAUGCUGUAUCAGAUUUUCUCUAAAUUUGGAUAUGUCUUGAAGAUUAUCAUGUUCAUUAAGAACAAUCAGUUCCAAGUUUUGCUCCAAUAUGCCGAUGGAAUGAACGCAUAUUAUGCCAAAAUGUCUUUGGAUGGCCAAAGUAUCUACCCUGGGUGCUGCACUCUGCGCAUUGGUUUCUCCAAGUUAACUAGCCUAAAGGUAAAGUACAACAAUGACAAAAGCAGAGAUUUCACUCGCACUGAUCUUCCUUUUGGUGAUGGCCAGAGACCUCCGGACACAUCCUUAACCUCUUCUGCCUUUGCCACUCAAAAUACGAUAUUGGUACCAUAUACAGGAGCUACUGGAUUUGCCCAACCCUUGGGCUUUCCUCAAGGUGCUGGUGAUGCUAUUUAUACCCUUCCAGGUGUUUCAGUUCCAAGUGUUCCUGGACUACUUGGUUCUCUCACAGUUGCCCCGUCAGCAGUGUCUGGACAGAUUCCUGCUGUUACUGGUAUUCCAGGAAAUUCUGUUUUACUAGUCAGCAAUCUCAACCCUGAAGCCAUCACACCAUAUGGACUUUUCAUCCUGUUUGGUGUGUACGGUAAUGUGCAUCGUGUGAAGAUCAUGUUUAAGAAAAGAGGAAUUGCUUUGGUCCAGAUGGCAGAUGCAACCCAGGCUCAAUUAGCUAUCAACCACUUGAAUGGACAGAGGCUUUAUGGAAGGGUCAUGCAUACUACUCUUUCAAAAUAUCAGACAAUUCAGCUUCCUCGUGAAGGGCAAGAGGACAAAGGUCUGACCAAGGACUAUAGCAAUAGCCCUUUACAUCGCUUUAAGAAUCCUGGCUCUAGGAACUGCCAAAAUAUCUUUCCUCCAUCUGCCACCCUGCAUCUCUCCAACAUCCCGCCUUCUGUUACUGUUGAUGAUUUGAAGAACCUUUUUGCAAGUAAAGGAUCUACUGUGAAGGGCUUCAAAUUUUUCCAGAAAGAUUGCAAAAUGGGUCUUAUCCAACUGGGCUCUGUGGAAGAAGGAGUUCACGCUCUCAUUGAGCUUCACAAUCAUGACUUUGGAGGAAACCAACAUCUCCGAGUUUCCUUCUCAAAAUCUACAAUCUGAAUUUUCUGUGCACUUUGCUUUUAAGGCUUCAUAGCAGUUUUAGUAAAAUCUUCAAGUAGAGACUGAGGCAACUGAGACCAGCUCUGUCUCUUAAAAGAAGCAGCUCAUUAAUACACAAAGAAUUAAAUGAUGAUCUUUUCUGAUUCUAGCUGCAAGUAUGUGAUCCAUAGAAAGAUUCUUCUGUGAAAUAGCUUUAGCAACAAUAUUUAUCAAAUUUCCUACUUAAAAUUAUAUUUUGAGAACAUCCUUUAGGUUUUUAUUCUCAAUCAGCCUUAGAAAACAUUUUAGAGUGCUUUUACAAUACACCAAACAAUGAGUAUUAUUAACAAAAUGGUAAAUUUCCACUGCGAAGAUUAAACACUAAUUUGAAUGUGAAGUAGUUCUUGAGUUGAAGAAAAGCAAGCAGUGACUGUGAGUAUCCUCUAAAUAGUAUUUAUGUUACCAGGGUGUGGGUUUAUACUUUGGCAGAUCUUUACAAGUAAUUUGUUUGUAAAAAUAAGAAGUCUGUGCUGUUCCUACAGAUUAAAUUAUUAGAGAUAAGGCAGUGCCUUCUCUAUGUGGAGUAAAAGAUAUUUCACACGUUUCUUCAAGAUACGGUAUCAGAGAUUUAGGUUGACUUAACCAUGGAAUGGAAUUUUGUCCUAUUUUUACUAUGAAGUGAUGUGUAAUUGUAUUUUGGAGAAUAUAAAAAAGAAAGUAGUCGUGAUUUAAAAUAAAUUUUUGCAUUCCUCUAAAUAAUUGUUUACAAUCUUAUGAAAACUGUUCAGGUCUGUGAUGGUAUGACAGGUUUUAAAGAAGUUAUUUUUGUGAAGGUCAUCUUUGGGGCACAAAAAAAACACCUGAAGAGAUUUUUUUACCACUAUACUUAAUUUUUUCUUUUGUACUGCAAUAUGCAGGAAUUCAAGCAUAAGCCACAUAUUUCCAACUUUGGGUAAUAAUAACAGGUACCUGGAGCAGUCCCAAAGGAAUUAAAUAGUUGAAG
Messenger RNA from Myiozetetes cayanensis, 3171 nucleotides. RefSeq names its product polypyrimidine tract binding protein 3 (gene PTBP3). Gene Ontology annotation, biological process: regulation of RNA splicing; mRNA processing. Gene Ontology annotation, cellular component: nucleus. The record is from RefSeq and is a predicted model, not a curated record. The transcript is spliced from 17 exons. Lineage: Eukaryota; Metazoa; Chordata; Aves; Passeriformes; Tyrannidae. Bases 609 to 2189 code for a protein of 526 amino acids. Gene Ontology annotation, molecular function: mRNA binding.